This is a messenger RNA of Anastrepha obliqua, 2591 nucleotides long. Its product is annotated as ethanolaminephosphotransferase 1. The record is from RefSeq and is a predicted model, not a curated record. Gene Ontology annotation, cellular component: Golgi apparatus; endoplasmic reticulum membrane. The transcript has 9 exons. The coding region runs from base 445 to 1764 and encodes 439 amino acids. NCBI's taxonomy places the organism in Eukaryota, Metazoa, Arthropoda, Insecta, Diptera, Tephritidae. Gene Ontology annotation, biological process: phosphatidylethanolamine biosynthetic process. Gene Ontology annotation, molecular function: ethanolaminephosphotransferase activity.
AAAGCCGCGAGGCGUAAAUGUCGGUCCCCUAGUCGUAGGUAGUAGUCGUCUUCUUUCGAUUUCAAUUGUCAUUGUUGCAGCAAAACGUGGAGUUACUAUCCUUUCGUAUCUGACGUCUCACCUUCAACUCUCCUGCGCCGUUCUCUUGCAUGCCAUAUUUUGAAUGGUUGUUGCCAUAACCGGUCGAAUUGUUUGUCUACUGGCGUGCACAAGGACAGGCGACAGUAAAGGAGGUGCCAACUCGCCGUUUAAUGAAGUGUAUGAAAUGAAGUUAAUACUUUUACGCGUCUUCGUCUAAUAGCUUAGAAAAUUUAAUCGCGUCAACCCCAGCAUUCCAAGCCAACAUUCCGUUGGGAAAAGUAUUCGAGCGCGCAAGCUUCAGUACCAGAAUCCGAACUUUCCUGCAUUCAACGCUGCCUUGGCGCUACUAAUAAACAUUCCACAAUGUUGGGCAUUAAAUAUUUAACAGAGGCCCAUUUGAAGGGCUUCGAACGUUAUAAGUACAACAGCAUCGACACGGGCUACAUCAGCGUCUAUGUUAUGCAUCCGUUUUGGAACUGGUGUGUGCAGUUCCUACCGAAAUGGCUCGCUCCGAAUCUCAUCACAUUCACCGGCUUCCUGUUAACCGUGGUCAAUUUCAUUUUAAUUGCAUAUUACGACUGGGAUUUUCAGGGAGCGAACAACGCCGAACACACAGUACCGCAUUGGGUUUGGUCGGUGGCGGCUAUUAAUAUUUUACUUUACUACAAUUUAGAUGGCAUGGAUGGCAAGCAAGCACGGCGUACUGGCACCAGCGGCCCGCUCGGCGAGCUCUUCGACCACGGCCUGGACUCCUAUUCAGCUGUGCUGAUACCCAUUUAUAUGUUUUCACUAUUUGGCACUAAAGAUUUGCCGCCGAUUCAAAUGUUUUUCGUUAUAUGGAAUGUUUUUCUUAAUUUUUAUUUGACACAUGUCGAAAAGUACAACACUGGAGUUAUGUUCUUGCCGUGGGGCUACGAUUGCACGAUGUGGGGCGUAAGCUUGAUGUUAUUCUUCACUACCCUCGUCGGUCCCAAUAUUUGGCAUGCACGCCCCUUUUUAGGCAUCAGUAUGGCACAUAUAUUUGCCAUUGUCUUACUUACUUCUAGCAUGAUAAGCAGCCAUCCAAUUAUCAUCAAAAAUAUUUACUUAUCAUACAAAAAUAAAACCGGCAAAAUGCGUCCAUUCACGGAGGCGGUGCGACCGCUCUUCCCCUUCUUGUGGCUUUUCGCAAUCACCACAUUUUGGUGCUUUUUCUCGCGUAAUAGCAUCGUUGAUCUGUCGCCGCGCAUACUAUUCGUGCUCUUCGGAACGUUAUUUUCCAAUAUUGCGAGUCGUUUGAUAGUGGCGCAAAUGUCCGACACACGCUGCGAUGGCUUCAAUAUACUCAUGUGGCCGCUGUUGGCUACAGUUGGUGUCUGCUGUUUUCCUUGGUACGAGCAAUUGCUGGGCACCGACAUAAGCGCCGAUAUGGAAUGUUGGAUUGUGCAGGCGUUGACGAUAUUCGUAACUAUAGCGCAUCUGCAUUAUGGACAAGGAGUGGUUUGCGAGAUGUGCGAUCACUUUCACAUUCGUUGCUUCAAAGUAAGAGAUACUUCUUAUAUGGCGAAAAAGCUCACAAAUUCCUCGCCCCAGAAUUCAUCUGCGCUGACCAACUCUCAUACAUCUACACAAUUAACAGAGUCAUUACUGAGUAAACGUCUAAGUAAUAACAAAAAUGGGCCAGCCCAAAAUAAAUUGGCAUAACUUAGUUUAACAAUAACAAAAACAAUUUAUUAAUUGGUGUAAAUUAAUUUAGUAUGCAUUGAAAUUACAUAAUGCUCGCUUGCUGGAAGAGCCACAUAACUGGAAAAAUACAAAAUUCGAAACAAUCUUAAAUUCGAAAAAAUUCGCUGCCCCAUCCUCUGCUACGUCAGCCAAUCAGUUGAUUCCUUCAGAAUCGCUGAGAGCCAAUUAACGGUUUGCUGUUGAGCGCGCCUUCGCAUUAUGUAUCAUAUAACAACACCUUUGCAUUCUGUACGACAGCAGCAGCAACAAAUCUUUUGUUAUCUAGUGAGUUACUGUUAAUAGAUAGCGCCUUCAAUUGUCUACACCUCAUAAAAGAAGAGUUGGUAGUAAUUUUUAUGACAUUCUUCCAGCAAACGAGCGUUAAGUUGUUUUGCAGUAGCCGUAUAAAAUUAUGCCCAAAAGUAUGCUACAUAUUACAAAUGCAUGUAGCAGUUGCUUAUUAGGACAUGGGUAGAUAUUUUUUUUACUAAUCACUAACAGGGAUAUAUUUUUGGAAUAACCUUAGAAUGCAUUCCCGCAAGGGAAAGAUGCUCACAAAAAUGAGAACCAAAAAAUAAAUAAAUUUGCUGAGAUUACAAAAUACAUCACGAAAUACGUCACUUUUCGAUUUCGGCGAUAGUAGAGCAUCCUGCAAUAUUAAGGAUGCCAGGCCAAAAAAAAAAUUGAAUUUCCUGAUAUUAUAAAAAAAAUACACCACUUUUCGGGUUAGGCGAAAAUGCUAAUAUAAAUUUCAAAUUGUUACAAAAAAUACUUGAAACUGCGUGCCCUAUUCAAAAUGGCAUAUA